Brettanomyces nanus is the source of this 474-nucleotide messenger RNA. RefSeq lists its product as uncharacterized. NCBI's taxonomy places the organism in Eukaryota, Fungi, Ascomycota, Pichiomycetes, Pichiales, Pichiaceae. The coding region runs from base 1 to 474 and encodes 157 amino acids. The record is from RefSeq and is a predicted model, not a curated record. The transcript has a single exon.
AUGUCCAAUAUCCGUUACAUCGAAACUCUAACUCAGCUCAUAGAUAUCAAUACUUCCUUUGCUGAUACUCAGCAUGUCACUUCCGUUGAUCGGGUCAUUCGUGCAGUUGAUGUCGAGAAUACCACCAACGCUACCGACUACACAUCGCCUGACUCUGAAUCACGUGAUGAUGAUCUUUCUAUCAAUCCUAAUCGUCGGUUUUUCAAGUUAACAUUGCAGGACGCCAUUGGCAGUAUAUGCUACGGCUUCGAGUUUGAAUCUUUGAAGUUCUUGCAUGCCAAUAACUCGCUUUAUCCGGUGCCUCUUGGGUCGAAGCUUAUAGUAAAAGAGGGACUUACUACCGUCACUUUCGACUGCCUCCAAUUAACAAACCUCAAUACAGAAUAUCUUGGUGGAGAAAUAGACCGCAUGAACUUCCAGCUAUACGAAAGAGAAUUGUCCAGGCUCAAGAAGGAAAUAAACUACAAAGGAUAG